Messenger RNA from Cimex lectularius (bed bug), 2287 nucleotides. RefSeq names its product glycerate kinase. Bases 377 to 1855 code for a protein of 492 amino acids. Gene Ontology annotation, cellular component: cytoplasm. The record is from RefSeq and is a predicted model, not a curated record. Lineage: Eukaryota; Metazoa; Arthropoda; Insecta; Hemiptera; Cimicidae. The transcript has a single exon. Gene Ontology annotation, biological process: protein phosphorylation. Gene Ontology annotation, molecular function: glycerate kinase activity.
CACGUACGUGUAUACUGUAUUGACGUUUUACUUGGUUGUUGACCAUGGUUCUCUUUGUCUCAGUAUAUAUUAUUCAAAAUAAAUAUUAGGGGAAGUGUUAUUAAACUUCCAAGUUUAUUUUAUUGUCUGUCCGAUUGGCUAAUUUGUAGUUCAGGAGUGUGACGAGGUCAGAGAAGAAAGCUAACAUUUAAUAGUACCUUAUGACUGUCGCGUGAGUAGAUUUUGGAUUUCGAUAAUUAAUCAUCUGGCCUAAUUGAAGAUGACGAAAUUCUGUUCCUCUUAUCUUUACAAGUGAGCUUUCUAAAGAUCCCGUCCGACGUUAAAAACGUUGUUAGUUAUAAUUGAUAACGUAAUUGUUGUGACUGUCGAAGGAACAAUGGAAGCUGUGAAAGUGCUGAGCCAACUGAAAGAGGUGAAGAAUUAUCUGAGGACUGUUUUUAAUCACUGUAUCAGUUCUGUCAAUCCCAAGACGCUGGUUUCAAACGAACUGCUGGUCCAGAACGGAGAGCUGAUAGUACGCGGUAUCAAUUACAAACUUAUGCGAAACUGCUACCUUGUCGGCUUUGGCAAGGGUGUGGUGGACAUGGCUGCAGCGGCUUGCGUAGCGUUGGAGGGACAUCUUCAAAAAGGGAUGCUGAGCAUACCGGAAGGCACCUCUCACUCGCUCAGGGGUAAUAUAGACGUGUUCGAAGGAGCGAAGAAUAACAUACCAGAUGAGAAGGCUGAAAAAGCUGCCAAGAACAUUGUAAAAUUGGUGACAUCUUUGAGUGAAAACGACAAUCUGAUUAUUAUGAUAACAGGCGGUGGGUCGGCAUUGCUGCCGUACCCAAUACCUCCAGUGACGCUCAAAGAGAAACUAGAACUAACUAAUUUGUUGCAAAAAAGAGGGGCGCCGAUUGUGGAAUUGAACGCAGUGAGAAGGAAAUUGUCACUUGUCAAGGGCGGUAAGUUGGCCAAGCUCGCUUAUCCAGCUCAAGUCAUAUCAUUGAUAUUAUCUGAUAUCGUUGGUGAUCCGCUUGACUCUAUUGCAAGUGGUCCCACAGUUAAAGAUAUUUCCUCAAAAUACACUUCGAUUGAGAUUCUAAAAAAAUAUGAGUUAUUUGAUAAAAUUCCAAAUUCAGUAAUUGAAGUAUUGACGAAAGAAGACCCAGAAGAUAAAGAAGACUAUUUCAUCAAUACGAGAAAUUACAUAAUCGGAAAUAAUAGUCUAGCUUUAACAGCAGCGAAAGAGAUGACAGUUAAGGAUGGAUACGUGACGCAGGUUCUUACUAACAGCUUGCAGGGUAAAGUGGAGACGGUUUCUCUUCUUUUAGCCAAAUUCUCCAGCCUUAUCUGUCAAGCUUUGACGAAAAUUGUCAACAAAGAUACUUUCUUAUGUGAAAUGGAGAAACUGGAUACAGGGCUGUUUAUCUCAAGUGAUACAGUUUCAGAGUUAGCAGAGAAACUGUACUCCGAGCCGACGAAUAAACUACUUCUUUUGUUUGGGGGUGAAACGUCAGUGGAAAUCAAAGGCAAUGGAAAAGGAGGGAGAAAUCAGGAGCUCGCGUUGAGAUUUUCGACUGCAGUCGAUGAGCUGGCCAAAACGAAUCAUGUCCUUCAACUUUUCAAUAUCGUUAUCCUCUGUGGUGGGACGGACGGUUUGGACGGCCCGACAGAUGCCGCAGGAGCGCUCGGUUACAUAGGUCAAACCCAAUGUGCAGAAGACCAGGGUUUGCAUUUUACCAACCAUAUAGCAAACAAUGAUAGUUAUACUUUUUUCAGCAAACUGAACAAUGGUGAAGACCAAAUUAAAAUUGGUCACACAGGUACAAAUGUAAUGGACAUUACAAUGAUAUCGAUACAAUCCAAAAUUUAGGUUUUUGAAAAAUUUAUAUAAAUAAUUUGUAAAAAAAAAAGAAAAUUAUAUAUUUUUAUAUGCAGUGGAUUUCUUUUUUGCUUGGCUGUUGGUUAUUACAGUACAUUUUAUUAAGCAAAGUUAAAUUAAUUGAAUAAAACAAUUUUGUCUCAAUUACUAUUGAACCGAUUAUUCUGGUUUUGCAAUAGAAAUAUUACCACAAAGCUUCUUACAAGUUGUUAAAUUCAAUUCUAUCGAUGGUGACCAAAUUCAGCCAGUGUAGGCAAUAUUUAUUGUUCAAGUCAGUUGUAGGCACAGUAGAAUUUUCCUGAAUAAAUAAAUAAAAAGUAUGACUAUGUUAGCUGUAGCUUAAAUUAUUUUAGCCUUGCCAUUUUAUAAAUAGGGCCAGAUUAGCCCAAUUAAUAACUGAUUAAAUAAAAAAAUUCUCUGUGA